Messenger RNA from Lymnaea stagnalis (great pond snail), 8909 nucleotides. The record is from the annotation of a GenBank genome assembly. NCBI's taxonomy places the organism in Eukaryota, Metazoa, Mollusca, Gastropoda, Lymnaeidae.
AAGUACUCAAAUUUACCGAUAUAACUUUGAGAUUGUGCUAUAAUUUGUGUACCGUUUUAUAACUUUAAAAUUUAACAAAAAGUAUAAAACAAGAAACGAGGCAGUUUUUCUCCCUCUGCACUGGAAUAACCAUAACGAUCAAUAUAAAUGGGUAGAUUUUUAAUGUUUUUCUCGUAUGUUGGCUCAAGAUACAGGCAAGUAAAUGGACUUGGUCACUCAUAAUGAUGUUGAACCGUUGCCGUUGUUGUUUUUGAACUUGAAGUCAGGUUAAUUUAAAUUCUAUGUAAUGUAGGCCUAUUAAAUACGGUAAUCUACCACUUGAGCGUCGGCCAAGAAAAAAUCCAGCUUUCUGGUUGGUAGGGCUAUUUAAACAACUAUUCUUAUAUUAUUUUUAAUGACAUUGGUUGUACGUAUUCAUUCCCAUAGACAUUUUUUUUUUUUAAAUAGAAAAACUAUAACAAUUUUUUUUGAAAUAGAAGAUAAUGUGUGAAUAUGGAAUUAUGCAUAGUUCUCCCCCAAGUUGACAAUGAAGUUUUUAAAAAUAUAAUUUUCACGAAAACAGUUGUGGUACAUGAAUCACGUAAAAAUGAAGGGGAAAGACCACCGGCGCUUCUUGUGCCAAACUGUCUUUUCAGUUUAAGCUUUUUGAGUAUUCACGUUUUCCACAUUCUGUGUGUGGACAUCUGCGUCAUCUGGAUCCCAAAAAAAAGUAAUAAUUGUAGUCUCCUUUUCUUCCUGGCAUAUCGGUAGCUUGGCAGUAAUAAUUAUUUAAAUGUAUUAGUAUUGUGGUAUAUAACUUAUAGCCUAUAUGAAAGCAAAAAUAUUAACAGACUGCAAUGCAAGAAUAGUUUAAAUAGCCCUUCCAACCGAAAUAACUGGAUUUUUUCUUGGCCGACGCUCUCAAGUGGUAAAUUACCUUAAAUACUACUAUUAUUAAGGUUCUUUUUUUUUUUUUUUUUUUUUUUUUUUUUUUUUUUUUUUUUUUUUAGGGGGGGGGGGGGGUAUUUUUAUUAGGAGGAGAAAAAAAAAGCUGGGGAUUGAACUUCUAGGUACUUAAAAACUAGUCAACGCAUCGAUCUGCGAUGUCCAAAAGUGUCAAAAAAACUUGUUCUACAAUAUGGCGUACUGCUUCAUGGUUUCUUUGGAAAAUUGCAUACUACGUCACCUUUGUUUAUUAAAUAAUUGCUUUCCUCAUCAGUGACGUAUCAGUUUUUGUGUUCCGGUGAUUAUAUUAAAUUUAUACUAUGAGUUGUUUGUUUUUUUUUUGUGUUACGGACAGGAACAACGUAACCAUUCGGUAAGUUUAUCACAUAAUACUUUUUUGUUAUUUAUGGAUUUAGAAAGCUGUUUAGCAUUUUAGAACCUACAUUCAUUCGUGAGAAUUAACAUAUUUAAAUUAUUAAAAUCUGCCUUCUCCUUGAAAAGUUAUGCCUCCCCCUAAAGUGUAGGUUGGGGGUAUGAAAAUGUCUUGUCAACUAUAUUGAGCAUAUCACAAUCUCCUCGAUUAUGAUUUCUUCAUGAACAUCUACAUACAGUUCAUUAUCAACACCAUUGACUUGCUAUCAUCAACUUUGUCAUUUCCUGCUAACAAAUAGUUAACCUUAUCAAAUGAUUCAUGGACAUAGGCAUUACUCUUUAUGGUAUCAAAUGUCCUAUAAAUAAAUUCAAUAAAUGAAAAUAAAGCACUAGCGUUAUUUAUCACUACCAUUGAAUCAACGGACUAAAUGUGCAUCAACACUGCUCUGAAUUGCAAUGUACUUGGUAAUCAUAUUUUUAUCGUCAGCACUUUGGGACUAUUACAUUUUUUUUAUCAAUUUUGUCAAUUCUUUGCACAUACUAUGGACUAAAUCAUGACCCAUAUUAUCAUUAUGGAUUAAAUCAACAUCAGUUUUAUGUACCGGAGUCAAUAUGUAUCAAUUAUAAGACCAUCUCCAUGUUUGCUUGGUGAUUACCAGUGCUCAUAAAUUACAGCAUAAACAAUAAUUUUCAUCAAUAUCAUCUCUUUUAUGGACCAAAAAUCAGUUAACAAAUAAAAAAUAAAUUAAACUAGUGAAAAAGCAAGUUGCUGCUGCAAAAUUACACCAAUGUGUCUCACUUUUUCUUAGUGGAGAGACCCGUUUUGAACAAAAAAACUGCCCAACAUAUAAUCCUUUUCUCUUCUAUGGUCAUGUGGCAGCUGGACCUACACAAGUACACAUUCACUGGAAAAUCAUAUCACAGAUAUGGCCAUGAUAGAAAUGGACUAUCAAUUUCAAAAUAUCGUAAAAUUUGUGUAAUGGCCAUCUUUAAUGUCUGUCUUUAGGUCAUGUUGACUGAUUAUUCCUUUAAAAAUCCUAACUUUUUAAAAACAAACAAGUUUACACGUUAAUUAAAGGAUAAAACCAGAUAAAACACAAAUGUGCCCCCUCUGCAGGCAAAUAAAACACCAGCGUGCCCCUUCUACAGACAGAUAAAACACCUGCCCCCUCUGCAGACAUCCACGUGAGACAGUAACACCCCUUCCACUGCCCAGCACUUCAGGACUUAUGCCUAAACCAUCUACAGAAAAUACCAGACUUUGCCAACACCCUGAACACCAACAAGAAACAUCUGCGGAGAGUGUGUCAAUUCUUCGCCAUGGCAGCAGGCAGAAGGGCACAGGCCACUGGACCUGAAUGAUUAUGAUGACACAUUAUUUUUUUUCUAUUCAAUCGUAACAACAGGAUCUUUGAGCAUGCAGUUUCCGAAACGCCCAGCGGCAACUUAAAUUUCAUUAUAAGCCAAUCUAAAUUGUAUUGUUUGAUUUCAUUCGAUAUUGCAAUAAAUAAAGAAUAAACUACAUGAAGUCAUUUCUCUCCUCUUUGCCAAAUGUCAACCCUAGUGGUGCAAAGCCCAUCCACAAGUUUUUUCCAUUGGUCUCUGCUCUGAGUUAUUCUUUACAGCUUAUUCCACUUCUUGAUGUUUCUCUUAUAUUUUAUGUCCCUGUUCCCCCUCCAAUAUGUUAUGCAGUAUUCCCGUCUUUAUUUAUACAAUAUUUUCCGGUGUAUGAGAUGACUUUUUAACCCCAUGAAAAUCUUUUCAAAAGUCAGGGGUUGUCUUAUACGCCAGGAAUUGUCUUAUAAGCUGAUAUAUGGCGUGCUUAAACUUCAGGGACAGGCGCCAAUUCAAAUAGCACAGAAUAAUGCGGCUCGCAUAGUUCUCCGCAAACGAAAAUUUGACCAUGCAAAAACACUUCUGAGAGAGUUGCAUUGGCUGCUGGUGCGUGCUCGCAUAGAGUACAAAAUCGCAACUUUGUGCUACCGCUGCUUACAUGACCUGGCGCCGUCCUAUCUGAAAGAGCUGCUGACGCCUUAUGUACCCACUAGAGAGCUCCGCUCAUCCAAUAGUGGCAAACUCUCGACAUCACGUGUUUGCCUUGAGACUUACGGAAAGGGCACUUUCCCAUUUGCUGGUCCAACAAUUUGGAACGCCCUUCCAGUCGAUCUCAGAAACAACCAGACACUGGAGUCCUUUAAAACCGAUCUAAAGACACAUCUAUUUCGCAAAUACCUUCUGGGAUGAUUGUCUACCUUAUUUUCCAGUUAAUGCAUAAUGGCUGUGUUGCUCCGGGUUGAAAUGGCUAGAAAGACUUUGCCAUUGUAUGCUUGUAAUUAGUUUUUGUAGUGUUGCGUUUGUUUUAAAUGUGGUAAAUUAUAGAUAUGUUUUUUGUUGACUUUGUACCGCGCUUCGAGCCUUUGGGGAUGAAAGUCCUUUAAAACCGAUCUAAAGACACAUCUAUUUCGCAAAUACCUUCUGGGAUGAUUGUCUACCUUAUUUUCCAGUUAAUGCAUAAUGGCUGUGUUGCUCCGGGUUGAAAUGGCUAGAAAGACUUUGCCAUUGUAUGCUUGUAAUUAGUUUUUGUAGUGUUGCGUUUGUUUUAAAUGUGGUAAAUUAUAGAUAUGUUUUUUGUUGACUUUGUACCGCGCUUCGAGCCUUUGGGGAUGAAGCGUGUUUUUGAAAUGAACUUUAUUAUUAUUAUUAUUGUCUUAUCCUUCUUUUCAGCUUUAGAGUGAAUUAGGAAAAGUUUAAUCCACUUGCACUGUUUUAUGUUUACAUGUUUGAUGACAAACAGCCUUAUGUUUAUAACUGACAGUUUUCCUUCUAAGUACCUGCAUGUCAUAAGCAUUUGAAUUAAAAUUACCAUAUCGAAAUCAAAUCUGAUGUUUUUUUAAUUUUAUUUGGAGUGCAUUGGAAGAGGGGUAGUCUCACAUGGUGAGUAUAGCCCAAACUCUACAUUUUAACAGGAAAAGUAGGGGGUCGUCUUAUACACCCAGUUCUCUGAUAUGUCGAAAAAUACAGUAUAUUCUUGCGGAUCCCAAGUGGGGACUGUAGAAUUAUUUUAUUUGUAUUUCCCGUGUCGUGUGUACAAUGUACAUGCCUUAAAGUUGUACACUAAGCUCAAUUUAAAUUAAGCUGAAUUAAAUUAAGGGAACUAUGCCCACUAAUUUUCAACUGUGGUGUUUUCAAUAUUUUAAGUGAAGUUAUCAUUUAAUUACAACUUUCACGCCAUUUCAGGGGACUCCAGCGACAAAAUGCAUUAGUGAAAGGUGAUCCUAUUCCAACUAUUGAAGGAGCCUUGCAUGUAAGUUACCUUAAAUCUCUCCUCCCACCUCCCAACCCAACUGAACCCCACAACCAAACCAAACUCCCAUGGUUAUUAAGAAGUCUGUGUAAUAUUAGACUACUCAGGUUCUCUGCAAAGCAACUUGGCUGAUGAACAACAGAACAAGCGAAUUUUUGCAUUCUAGUCAGCUAAGGUCAUUGCUAUCUCAUUUAUUUCAUCCAUACAAGUCAUUCAGAAUAAUAUUUCCAGGGGUUUUUUUAAAUAUUUUAUUCACAGCUAAUUAUUUAUCCAUUCAAUGCUAUUUAUGUCCUUUCCCAGCAAGCCAUGACAGCUUUGCAACCUGCUAACAGUUUCAAAAUUGUAUUAUCGAGUCGUACUGACAGUGGAGUGCAUGCCAUUAAGAACGCAUGUCAGGUUGAUUUGACCUUUCCGUGAGUUAUCUUUAAGUCUUUUUUUUUUUUUUUUAACAAACUUUUUCAAUACUUGUUCAUAUUUCCUUUUUUCCACUCCCUUUACAUUCUACUUGUUUAUUUCAAGUUUCAUCUCUUUUUAGCCCAUUUUGUAACCCCUAUUUAAAUGUCAAAGAACGCAUGUCAGGUUGAUUUGACCUUUCCGUGAGUUAUCUUUAAGUCUUUUUUUUUUUUUUUUAACAAACUUUUUCAAUACUUGUUCAUAUUUCCUUCUUUCCACUCCCUUUACAUUCUACUUGUUUAUUUCAAGUUUCAUCUCUUAUUAGCCCAUUUUGUAACUCAUAUUUAAAUGUCAAGUAGUUUGGUGCAAAAUAUAUAUAUAUAUAUAUUUUUUUUUUUCUCUUUAAUAAUUGGUGAAAUAAAUCUGCAGUGUAAAACGGAUGGGACAUAAUAAAAAAUUCAUACAAAAGAUGUAUAAGAUAAACUAUGUUUUUUAGGGGUUGUUAAAUUGUUCAAUGUCUUUUCUGAAAUUAAUUUUUUUUAAAUCAAGUAAAUUAACAUAACAUAUAUAAUAAUGGAAUACUUUAAAAAUUUUGUUUGUAUAGAAAAAAUAUUCACACUUGAGCAUACUUUCUUGGGAUAGGGCUUAAAUAAAAGGGAUCCUCAAUGACAUCUGAUUUUUAAGUAUAUGCCUUAUCUUUAUCCAACUUAAUGAUUAAUGAGAAUAAAAUUUACAGCAUUGUCCGGAGGUUAAAUUGUCCCUUAAUUGUUGCACAAGGCUUUAAACUUGAGAAAUGGCACAAAAAAUGGACCGCCCUCAGUCGACUAUGAGAACAAUUUUUUUGUUACGUUUGUUAUGAACUAAAAUCUUUCUAAUUAGCAUAUUAUUUUUAAUUAGAAAAACAAUUAUCUGAAAUAUUUAUAUAGAAAAAAAUGUAUCCCAACAAUGCCAAAACUAUGAUAUAACUACCAUAACUUAUUUCUUUCCCAUCUCCUAUUAAUAUCUCUGAAUGAUUUUUUUCUAAAGAGAGGAAGGAAAGGAAUAUGAACCAUCCAUAAUAACAAGCGUUGUCAACUACCAUUUGAGAAGAAGAAAAGAUGAUGUCAGGUAAGUUGGUGUUGAUACAGUGAUCGUAAAAUACAGCAGUAUUUCGUAGUAAUGGCGUAAUUGGGAAAGGACCCUCACCGUUAAGUGAAAAACGAUGGCAUGUGAAUAAAGUUUUUUUUUAUGUGCCCGCAAGUGCCUGUAAGCAAAAUUACGUACCAUGUGCUAAUAUAUAGCAAGUGUCCAAUAACCCUUAGUAUAAAACAAUGAUAGAAAGGGAACUGUACAUGGUGUUUACAUAUAUACAUAUAUUUAGUACAUACUGUGCAUGAUGUGCAACUGAAAAAUAAAUAGAAAUAUAAAAAUUUAAUUUGAUUAUUGCAGGCGGAGAUUUUAGAGUGCUGUUAUUCAAAAAUAUUGUUAAGAGAGUAGCUGUUAUUGCAAGGUGCCUCUGUAUAACCCCAGAAUACGAGAAAUAUAAAAUUUAAAAAGUUGCUGUAAUUUAGUCUGCUUUAACCUGCUAACGUCUUAGUUAAUUAGUUGUUUUUUUUAAACAGUUUUUGAAAUACUAACAUACUAACUUUAUUAUAAAUUAUGUUUUCAUCCUCCAGAGUGCUUGAAACAAAACGAGUACCUGACAGCUUUCAGUGUCGUUUCAUGGCCCAGGGUAGGGAAUAUGUUUAUAGACUGGCAUUUCCAAAGCAGCAAGAACUAAUUGAUGAAAGGCCAGUCCAACUCACACUUUCAUUUGAUUACAAUUGCUAGUCUUGACACCUAUGGAAAAAUCUAUAUCUUAAUUUAAUCUAGUGUACCUGAAUCAAUUAAUUAGAGCAUAAUAUUUAUUCAGCAAAACCAUUGACACCUAGAAUAAUUAUGUCUAUACCAUCCCUGACCAUAAUUCAUGAAAUAUUCAUUUAACAGGCAAGUAAUUGCUUUUUUUAGCAACUCUUUCUGAAUGAGCCAUGUUAUUAUUCUUUUGAUGCACCAUGUAGCUAUUACUUAAACUAAAAAAUAUUCAACAUUUUUGGGCCUAAUUUUUCAUAGAAAUAGGUUAAUGUGAAUUAAUCUUGGAUUAAAUAUCUUUUUAUUAUUAUUUGAAGUUUUAUAAAUAACAUGUGUUACUCUGUUUGGCAGAGAGAAACUGAUGCCCAAGUUAAUGAAAUUCAGGUUCAACAGUAAAGGUUUUCCAAUGCUUCCCUUGGGAGAUAUUUGUUCUGUCUUGGAUGUGGACAAGACUGCACUUCUCAGGCAAUCUAGUUAUAGCUGUCAUUGACAGCCAUCAUUUGUACUCACUCUGUAUUAUUCUUUCUUGAAAUCAAAGAUUGCAGUUACUUUUGUGAAAUGAGUAGACAUAAGAUAACUUUAAAAUAGUUUAUAAGUCAAUCCCCUGCUCUUAAACACUUACUGACAUCAACUAAAAAUCUUUCCUCCAGUAAUAGCUUCACUCUCUAUAACCAUGAUUUAAAUAUUAUUGUUUUAGGGAAACGCUUGACAUUGGAAAACUAUUAUCGGCGGCCCAACUCCUGUCGGGAAUCCAUAAUUUUGAGUCUUUCACGGCAAACAGGAAGUCUGAUGAUGUGUAUCAGCCGCAUCCUGUCAAAAUGCUGACCAUUGGCGUGAAACGGGGACAGCCAUUUGGUUUCCCGCUGCAAGGCCAUGACUAUAAAGUGAAUGAGGUGCUAGAGUUCUGGGACAUUCACGUACAAUCAAAGUCGUUUUUAUACAGACAGGUGAAUAAUAAGCAUGCCUGUUCUCUUUUAACUUAAAUUAAAUUUUUUGGCUUACAAGCUUAACAAUUUAAAUUUACAUUUAUGUAUUCAUUUUGGGUUAUGGCAAUGUGUAUGACAUUUUAUAACUCUGUGAAUCGUUUAAGUCAAUGUCUGUGUCUGGAAUACCUUUGUUCCAGGUGCGCAGGGUUGUUGGGGCCAUGGUACUUGUAGCAAAAGGCGCUAUCCAACUUUCUGACCUGCAAGACAUUUUAGAAAACCCACAGAAAGAUUUUAAAUUCUCUGGGCAAAUGGUGAUGAAUGAGGCAGGUCUGUACCUGCUUGACGUGAAAUACAAUCCGAAAGGUAAAAACUGAGUUUUUAUGUGACAUUAUUUCAGUUUAUCCUGAUAAGGUUAACAUGGCAAGGCCAUUUGUGUAGUUUAUCCUGAUACAGUAAACAUGGUGAGACCAUUUAUAUCAUGUAAAUAAAUGUAAUAAUUUAUAUUAAAUUAAAUAAAGUAUUUCCCGCGGAGCAGGCAGCAUAAUAACCAUUUUUUUUUUAAGCAUGAAACAAAACAUUACCUCACAUGCUCGCUGUAAAAAACAUUAGACUGGUAAACAUUAAACCACUUAAAAUUUUUUUUAGCAUUGUUGUGAUACUUGUAACUAUUGUUGUGAUACUUGUAACUAUUGUGAUACUUGUAAUUGCCAACAUGUUCAUAACAAAAAUACUAUCAACAUUCCACUAAUAACUUUUAACAGUUGGUUUGAACAAAACAAAAAAAUUGGGGGGACAUUUAGAACUAAAUCGUAAUUUGGCCUGCGUUAGCCUACAGCAAGUCAUUAAGAAAGUAGCUGUACACAUAUUUAUUUUCUUUCACAGAUUUAAUAUUCAGCCCCACAAAAUCCACUGAAGCAUCUGCAUCUGGCCUGUUGUGUGAAAAGGAAGAAGAAAUGGCAGAAAAACCAGUUGAUGGUUUGGAUGAGGACUCAACAUCAGAUUUUGAUAAUCUGAGACCCAGGCCUGAAGUGACAGCAUCCGAAACAGAUAUUUUGAUACCCGAGGCUGCAGUGACGGCUGAUCCAGACCAUCAGUUGACAGCUAUAAAAUAAUUAAUUUGUUGCCUUCAUUGUUGUUGAAAUGUAAUAAAAGUGUUUUUAAGA